This is a messenger RNA of Amphimedon queenslandica, 1641 nucleotides long. RefSeq lists its product as uncharacterized. Gene Ontology annotation, molecular function: protein dimerization activity. NCBI's taxonomy places the organism in Eukaryota, Metazoa, Porifera, Demospongiae, Haplosclerida, Niphatidae. Bases 1 to 1641 code for a protein of 546 amino acids. The record is from RefSeq and is a predicted model, not a curated record. The transcript is spliced from 2 exons.
AUGCAUCAAGAAAGUAAUCGGCAGGCUUUAUAUCGGAUCAUUGAUAUUGUGAAGCUACUUGCUGAAACAGGUCAUCCAUUCCGUGGACAUCGCAAGGGAAGUGAGUCGUUAAAUAAGGGUUUAUUUCUUGAAAUUGCUGGUCUUCUGACAAAGUAUGAUCCAAUUUUGAAUAGUCAUUUUGAAAAGGGCCCAAAAAAUGCCCUUUAUACUUCUAAUACUAUUCAAAAUGAGCUUCUUGCAUCUUUGUAUAAUACUAUGAAAAGUGCAAUCAAGCAAGAAUUGGAGACAGCAUCUUGUUUUAGUGUAAUGAUUGAUGAAGCUUUCGAUUAUGGUCACAUAGAGCAAGUGUCAAUUGUUUUGCGUUAUGUUGAUUCUGCUUAUGUGAUCCAAAAAAGAAUGCUUCAUAUCGAAUCUACUGAUAGUACUGAUGCUGAAGCUCUUUUUCAAAUUCUUUUGUCUAGUUUGUCUAUUAUAUCACUCUCUGCUGAUAAGCUAAUAGUAGAAGCAACAUCCAGCAAUCAGUAUGCAAGGAAGUUUUUUGGAAUUUUACAAAAUCUGUAUUGCUUUCUUGAAGCAAGUCCUCACAGACAUGCUAAGCUACAAUCCAUUAUUUUACAAGUGAUUUCUAAACCUCGUAUAAAAUCUAUAAAGAAACUAUCAGAUACAAGAUGGUCGUGUAGAAGUGAUGCUAUUUUGGCUGUUUUUGAGAACUAUAUAGCUAUAGUUAAAGCAUUAGAGGAGAUAGAAGAAAGUAGUCAUAUUGGUCGUAUUGCUUCUGAAGCUAAUGGACUAAUAAAUCAGUUGACAACAUUUGAAUUCAUUCUCUGCCUUAUUGUUAUGAAGAAUCUGCUUGUCAAAAGUCGUACUGUUAGUGAUUACCUUCAAAAUGAAGAUGUAGAUAUUGUUUCUGCUAUGCAGGUUGUUGAUACAACAGUGAAGACAUUAAGGGAAAUGAGGACUGAAGCACAAUUUAACAAGAUUUUUGAUGAAGCUAAGAAGCUAGCACAUGAUAUGCCUAUAGAUAUUCAGGAAAUGCAACCAAGAGUAAGAAAGAUCAGCAGACAUUAUGAUGAUAAUCCUGAAACACAACACUUUAUCAUUAAUACAGAGGAGAAAUAUCGUGUUAACUUUUUUUAUGAUGUUUUGGAUGUGAUGUUGUCAGAAUUUGAAAGACGGUUUAAUCAAGAAUCUCGGGAAUUGUUGUUACCUCUAGGAGCCCUUCAGAAACGACAACUUAUGAAAGACUGUGAAUAUCAGAAGAUAGCAGUACACUUUGACCUUGAUCCAGUUGCCUUGCAAAAUGAAUGGAGUUUGAUGGUGAAUGACAGUGUAAUUGAUGCUACUAAGCCUUCAAUGAUUUUGAAACAAUUAGCUGAUACUAAAAGAACAGAUGUUUACACUGAAUUAACUGCUUUAUUAAGUAAGUUAUGCACUAUUCCAUUUACAAGUGCAUCUUGUGAAAGAUCGUUUUCUAAGCUAUCGUUAUUGAAGUCAAAGCUACGAACUACUAUGAGUCAGGAAAGAUUAGUACAUCUAAUGAUACCAUUUAUUGAGCAAGAUUUACUCAGCAGAGUUUCAAAUGAAGAUGUAUUAAAGGAUUUUGCAACUGUUGCAAAUAGAAGGCUGGACUUUGGAUUAUGA